AUUUUCGAGUGAAUCUUUUAUUUUGUUACCGAUUUUAACUAUAUUUCUCCCUUUAAUCGAUAACACAUACAUUUAAUGCACCAAUUUGAAUUGAUCGUAUCUUCAUCUUAUAUAAAACUAGGAACAUCAGCAUCACUUGGCUAAAUUGACUUUUAAAACAUAUAUCUUUACUAUUUUGUUACUUUUCAAAGAAGGAGUAUUAAUAUGGCAUCUAGGGAAUUAUUAGAAGCUGAAGAAUCUGGUGGCUUCUUAAAUAAGCUUAACUUUAAGUCGGAUAACAAUGAAAGCAAUCAACCUUUCAGUAAACCAAAUUAUCCUUUUGUGAUUAUAGUCCCCGAAGCUGGUUUUUGCGUAAAGAUGAAGAACGAAAAAGGAGACAAAGUUUUUGUUAACAUAUGCCAUUCUUCAAAAGUACCAUGUGCUCAAGAUAUGACUGAUAGUGAACUUGUAGAAUUACUGGAAUCUGACGAUCCACGUGGAUUUAAAAUACCAAUGAGUAUUGGAGAACCUCAUGCUGAAGUUGACAAAAGUGGUAAAGGGUGCACUGCUUAUGACGUUGUAAUACACCCUGACAUGAUAACAAGAAUACAAAAAAGUCAAAUGCUCAUGGUAUUCUUUCUGACUGUUACUCUUGAAGGAAUUGAAUAUAAAUAUUCUACUACUUUAGAUAAAAAUUGGGUCAUGUUGAAAAAUCGUAAAAGUGUAGGUACGCUACAAGAGCAACAUCUAAGGACGAAAUCAAGGCCAGUGGAAGAUAUAGGUGAUGAUGCAGUUCCUGGAAUAAGUCGAAUGGUAUCGGAGAUAAGUAAAGAUAGUGAAACACCAAUGAGGGAGUCAGUUAAAAAGCUUCCUGAACCACCAUAUACUAUUGUACAAGAGCCAGCCGAAGGUUAUCCUAAUUACUUAAUUGCGGAGAUUCGAUUACCAAAAGUUAAAACAGCGGCUACAUUAGAUUUGGAAAUCGGAGAAGAUAGAAUAGUAUUAAAUACAAGAUCGAAUGUAUACGGAUUAGAUAUAUUUUUACCCUACAAUUUAAUACAGGAAGAUUGCGGUGCUCAAUUUGACCGUGACACGAAGAUCCUUUCUCUAACGAUGCCUGUUCAACCGGAAGUUUCGAAAUAGAUCAACUACUUAUUUUGAGUGCUUACUGAAUGAAAAGUAAUCAGGACGCCCUGUAUUCUCUAAUAUAAAAUAAGUAAGAAAUAAAAGAAAGAGAAUGAGAGUUUUAAUCAGA
Dimorphilus gyrociliatus is the source of this 1234-nucleotide messenger RNA. Lineage: Eukaryota; Metazoa; Annelida; Polychaeta; Dinophilidae. The record is from the annotation of a GenBank genome assembly.